ACAGAAGGACGCUCGCAAAACGUAAACUUUCCCAAUGCCUCACAAGGUGAGUGCGGUCAUGCAAAAAUCGAGGCUAGCAGCAGGCUAGCGUCGGCACUUUCCAUUAUUUGCUAACAGACUCGACAAAUAGGGGUUUUCACUUCGUUUCGUGUUCGUGUUUUGCCGGGCCAUUAGCCGGACGACCGGUUGUACAACGGUACUGGAUCCGGUGCGUUUAGAUCGAUAUUCGUGUAGCGCCGGCACAAGGCUCUGGAAUAGCCCUCAUCGCUGCUAGAUAUGUAGUUGUUGCAAAACCUGAUGCAACGAUCAAUUUAACGCAUCCCUCCACUUCCUCACAGGCACGUCUGCCCUUCAUCCGACAUGCUUCUACCAGGGCUUAUCAGGAGAGAGAGUUUUGACUGAGAUGAAAGGGGGUUGGGGAGUUGCAGUCAUCUUUCCCGCAGUUCAUCGAAUCCCAAUAUUAAACUUACAUUAUCGUGAUUAACACUAAGGCAGGUUAUCGCAAGCAUACAUCUGAAAUGCGUAUUCAAAAGCACGAGUUUUCCAUGCCUACCCAUUCCGUGUUCACGAAACCAUCUUUAAAAAUUUGGUAGCCCUCACUCUCUGUAGUGCAAUAGGCCGAGAAUUCCUUGUGCAGCCAUUCAUGGCGCUUUCGCUACAACUGCUGACGCAAGCUGUAAGAUAUCCACGGCCCGAUAAACCACAGCAGCUGUAAAUAAACCAUCGUGUGCUCGUCCGGACUUGCCCUGGGGUCUCGGGGAUUGCCUGCCUCACGUUCGUCGGACUCUGCAUGGUGCCACGGGGAUGGGUGGUGGGCUUUAGCUGUGCGCUUGCUGCAUUAACAGCAAAUGACCUAAUUUCGACGGAAGGUUAUGCGUGAGGGUACUGGAUUCCGUGUUUAAGGAACAGAAUAUUGCCACGCGGUUGCGUCGUUCAUGUUUGGAAGGAUGGGUAGUUUCACGUCAGCUCCAAAAAUUCUGAACCCGGACAGUGAAGAUGAUGAUGUUACCUUCCCAGUGGCACAUAUGUCACCACAGGAAAUGGAACAGCAUUGUCAGCAGCAGCUGGCUGGCCAGCCACAGCUCUUAACACGUGACUUCAUAGUUUACAACCAGCCAACUGAUGACCACAACCAGAUCCGCAUCAUGCAGUGGAAUGCCCUGUCACAAACACUGGGCGUGCACAACGACAACUUCACCCAGUGCCCGGCCAGCGCGCUGGAGUGGUGCACGCGCCGCUACCGUCUCGCGGAGGAGGUCAGCCACUACGCGCCCGACGUCCUCUGUCUCCAGGAGAUCGAUCACUUCAAGUUCUUCCAGAAGGCGCUCGGCACUAUGGGCUACUCGGGUAUAUUCUUUCCCAAGCCGGACUCCCCCUGCAUCUAUAUCAAGGGCAACAACGGGCCGGACGGAUGCGCGCUCUUCUUCAACACCGAGCGCUUUGAGCUGGUCAAGGCCGAGACGCGCGUCAUCGAGGUCUGGAAGGUGCAGAGCAAUCAGGUGGUGGUGCUCGCGAUCCUCCGCGACCGCCGCUCGGGCCAGGAGCUGUGCGCCGUCACCACGCACCUGAAGGCGCGCUCCGGCGCCCUGCUCAGCGCCAUCCGCAGCGAGCAGGGCAAGGACCUGAUGGCGUUCGUGGCGGCGCACUGCGGCGAGCGGCCGGUCGUCGUCUGCGGCGACUUCAACGCCGAGCCGUCGGAGCCGGUGUACAGUGCGAUGACGGAGGAGGCAUGGCCGGCGCUGACGUCGGCGCAGCGCCAGGCCACCGGCGCCGAGGCCACCUACACCACCUGGAAGAUCCGCGCCACGGGCGAGGUGCGUCAGACCCUCGACUACGUGUUCCUGUCGCGCGGCCGGUUCAGCGUGGACGCGCUGCUGCCGCCCCCUAGCGGCCAGCGGCUGGGUGAGAGCCGGGCACCCUGCCUCACCUACCCCAGCGACCACUUCUCGCUGGUGGCCGACGUCAGCCUGCUGCCCUCCUAGCCGGCCUGACGCCCAAUGUCAACCCUUCUCGCCGAAGACGGGUGUUCGCUGAGGCAUUCAGCCCGUGGAUGGCAGUGUUGGAUUCGUAUGCUUUCUGCUCUUGUGCGAUUUGAUCUGAGUAUUUCACGAUGGUGAUGCCCGCUUCUUUGUGGUCUUUUCAUGGUCUCUGUCCGUUUGUGCGGUGUGAAAAUGUGACUGAAAACGUAGCUUUUUGUCUUCUUAUCAGAAGAGUUAACCAGGUUUUUGGCAUCGUAUUCGAGGCCUCGUCGGGCGAAUCUUUUUAUGAGCAGCGGUUUGACUUUUGUGUAACCAUCUAAGCAACGACAUAAGCUCAGGAGGUGCACGUUUCGAUGCAGUGUGCGUGUGUGCGUAUGACAUGUAAAUUAUGAGCGGAUGCCUUAUUUAUGCUAGCAUGCCUGUGGACUCGUAUCGGUAUGGUAUCGGUAUGGUAUGUGUGUGUAUUCGGAGGUUCGCAUUACGUCUUACGGUUACCGCGAACCGCAUCACGAGAAUCUGUUGAGAGGCUUUGUGUAGCUUCGUUCGGUUCUAGCUGGCAUUGUCCCACACCACUUCAGAGUACAACAGUGCUGUCAGGUGGCCCGGCUGCGACCCGCACGCGCGUUCGCGCACCGCUUUUGUUACGCAGCCGCGCCGGUUCGGCCCCUCAAAGACGCCACCUAUCUGAUUCUGCAGCGCCGUCGCGGCGGGGCGCCGGGGCAUUGUCGACCAACCAAGCCUAGUCGCUCACCCGCAGUCAGUAUUACAAUGGCGUGUUGUCGGCGGCGGCCGCGCGGCCGCACCGCUCGCCGUCGGCGACCUGACGCAGCCCGCUCUCGCGCCGACCCGGAAGAGGCGGCGCCGC
Messenger RNA from Pollicipes pollicipes, 2844 nucleotides. RefSeq names its product NADP/NADPH phosphatase nocturnin (gene cu). Bases 936 to 1982 code for a protein of 348 amino acids. Lineage: Eukaryota; Metazoa; Arthropoda; Thecostraca; Pollicipedomorpha; Pollicipedidae. Gene Ontology annotation, molecular function: 3'-5'-RNA exonuclease activity. The record is from RefSeq and is a predicted model, not a curated record. The transcript has 5 exons.